UUUUAGUACCUUUCCUAAAUAUUGUAUCGAUACUAUCGAUUUUGAUAUCGAUUGUUUGCCGUCUCUACGAUACACUACCCAAAUAAUAAAUACAAUGGUCGUCACCAAUUAUGAUGCCUUGCGAAAACAAGCAAGAUUACUGGAAAAUGAAAUCGACCUCAAGUUGGUGGCUUUCAGCAAGAUAGGCUCGAGUUCGGGUUCAACAAUGGGUCAUAGUUCGAAUGCUACAGACACUGCACCAUUAUUAGGAGAACAUGUAUUUGACUCAUUGUCAGAAGAAAUUGCCCAGAUGUUAGAUAAGCUAUCCUCUAUUAAUGAGUCAAUGACUGAACUUCCAACGUCGGGUGCUGCAAUGAUGCACACGCUACAACGUCAUCGUGAAAUAUUGCAAGGGUAUCGCCAGGAAUUUAAUAAAAUUAGCGCCAACCAUACAAUGCGGUUAGAACGUGAAGAGCUGUUGAGAGGCUCUGGUCUAUCGACAAACAGUCCUUCAAUAUCCGGUCUCAGUAGGCGAGAUAUGUAUUUAAAAGAGAGCUCGCAUAUUAAUAGUUCCAAUACAUUGAUAAAUGAUCAAAUUAACAUUGCUAUUGAAACUAGGGAGCACUUGUUAUCGCAACGGCAAGCUUUCAAACGUUUCCAGACACGUUUAAAUGAUAUUUCAAAUCGGUUCCCAUUAAUUUCCAGUUUAAUACAACGUAUAAAUAUCAAAAAGAAACGUGACGCAUUAAUAUUGGGAGCUGUAAUUGGGUUUUGUGUAAUUUUACUAAUAAUAUAUGCUUUCAAUUAGCUAUAUAUAUGUUUUAUUUCAAAACCAAAAUUAUGUAAAGUAUGUUAAAAACAGACUAAAUUGUAACAUUUAAGUAAAAAAUUUAAUUUAAAAACCCUCACAUAACACCCAAAAACCAUAUAAUGACAAAACAUUGAAAAAUAAUAUCUUUGUUUACGAAUAACGAUGUAUUUUGUGAUAAAAAUCAAUAAAUUUAGAUAUGUUAAAGUAAA
Molecule: messenger RNA, 999 nt
Organism: Musca domestica (house fly)
Lineage: Eukaryota; Metazoa; Arthropoda; Insecta; Diptera; Muscidae
Gene: Gos28
Product: Golgi SNAP receptor complex member 1
Exons: 5
Coding region: 95-787 (230 amino acids)
Biological process (GO): endoplasmic reticulum to Golgi vesicle-mediated transport; vesicle fusion
Cellular component (GO): cis-Golgi network; Golgi medial cisterna; SNARE complex
Molecular function (GO): SNAP receptor activity
Source: RefSeq, a predicted model, not a curated record